UGCUGCUGCUGCUGCGGUGCUGCCGCGCGCGGCCGGCCGCGGGGCUGGAAUGAAAGUCAGGCGCUCCGGAGCCCGGAGCCGCAUGGAGCGCGCGGCCGGGGCGGCGGCGCCCGGGGCGGGAUGCGGCCGCCCGUAAUUAAAUAGCAUUUACUCUUAUUAUUACUAAUAAUAAUAACGUAAUCAUACCUCUAGUCAUAGCAUACCAUUUAUCGGGCUCGGCGCAGGCCCGCGGGGAGCGCAGCCCGGCCGAGAGACUGAUGGAGAGGCAGAAACGGAAGGCGGACAUCGAGAAGGGGCUGCAGUUCAUUCAGUCAACACUACCCCUAAAACAAGAAGAGUAUGAGGCCUUCCUGCUUAAGCUGGUGCAGAACCUGUUCGCCGAGGGCAAUGACCUGUUCCGGGAGAAGGACUACAAGCAGGCUCUGGUGCAGUACAUGGAAGGGCUGAACGUGGCCGACUACGCCGCCUCCGACCAGGUGUCCCUGCCGCGGGAGCUGCUCUGCAAGCUGCAUGUCAACAGGGCGGCCUGCUACUUCACCAUGGGCAUGUAUGAGAAAUCGCUGGAAGACAGCGAGAAGGCCCUGGGCCUGGACAGCGAGAACAUCCGGGCGCUCUUCCGCAAGGCCCGCGCCCUCAACGAGCUGGGACACCAUAAGGAGGCCUACGAGUGCAGCAGCCGGUGCUCCCUCGCACUGCCUCACGAUGAAAGCGUCACCCAGCUGGGCCAGGAGCUGGCUCAGAAGCUUGGGUUGCGGGUGCGGAAGGCAUAUAAGAGGCCCCGGGAAUUGGAAACCUUCUCUCUGCUCAGUAACGGUACUGCAGCUGGCGGGGCAGAUCAGGGAAUGGCCAACGGAUUCGGAUCCAUUGAUGACAUCGAAACAGACUGCUACGUGGACCUGCACAGCUCCCCAGCCCUCCUCCCUUCUGUCCCCACCAUGCCGCUCUUCCCCCACGUGCUGGACCUCCUGGCCCCUCUGGACAGCAGCGGCAGGGCCAUCUCCAGCACCGAGGGCCUGGAUGACUUCUCUGAUGGGGACGUCUUUGGUCCGGAGCUGGAUACCCUCCUGGAUUCUCUGUCUCUGGUCCAGGGCGGCCUGCCCGGCAGCGGUGUGCCCAGUGAGCUGCCCCAGCUGAUCCCCGUGUUCCCCGGCGGGACCCCGCUGCUGCCCCCCGUGGUGGGCGGCUCCAUCCCCGUCUCCAGCCCGCUGCCCCCGGCCUCCUUCGGCCUCGUCAUCGAUCCCUCCAAGAAGCUGGCUGCCUCUGUCCUGGACUCCCUGGACGCCCCGGGCCCCGCACUGGACCCUCUGGACCUGCUCCCUUACUCGGACACCCGGCUGGAGGCCCUGGAUACCUUCGGGUCGGCCCGAGGCUCCCUGGACAAACCGGACUCCUUCCUAGGUUCUCGAAGGGCCCUCGGGUCCUCCGUGCCAGGGUGGGUGACCUCCGCAUCCUCUCCCUACUCAGAGGAGACGAACGCGCAGGACCACCGCGCCCCGAGCAGCGCUCAGAAGCCCGCCCCCUCGCCGGAGCCCUCCAUGCCCAACACCGCCUUGCUCAUCAAGAACCCUUUAGCUGCCACCCAUGAGUUCAAGCAGGCUUGCCAGCUGUGCUACCCCAAGACAGGCCCCAGGGCCGGCGACUAUACCUACCGGGAGGGCCUGGAGCACAAGUGCAAGAGAGACAUCCUACUCGGCCGGCUUCGGAGCUCCGAGGACCAGACCUGGAAGCGGAUCCGGCCCCGGCCCACCAAGACCAGCUUUGUGGGCUCCUACUACCUGUGCAAAGACAUGAUUAACAAGCAGGACUGUAAGUACGGAGAUAACUGCACCUUCGCCUACCAUCAGGAGGAGAUCGACGUGUGGACGGAGGAGCGGAAGGGCACCCUCAACCGCGACCUGCUCUUCGACCCGCUGGGGGGUGUCAAGCGGGGCAGCCUCACCAUCGCCAAGCUCCUCAAGGAGCACCAGGGCAUCUUCACCUUCCUCUGUGAGAUCUGCUUCGACAGUAAGCCUCGGAUCAUCAGCAAGGGCACCAAGGAUUCGCCGUCCGUCUGCUCCAACCUGGCCGCCAAGCACAGCUUCUACAACAACAAGUGCCUGGUGCACAUCGUCCGCUCCACCUCCCUCAAGUACUCCAAGAUCCGCCAGUUCCAGGAGCACUUCCAGUUCGACGUGUGCCGCCACGAGGUGCGCUACGGCUGCCUGCGCGAGGACAGCUGCCACUUUGCCCACAGCUUCAUCGAGCUCAAGGUCUGGCUGCUGCAGCAGUACUCAGGCAUGACUCACGAAGACAUUGUGCAGGAAUCCAAGAAGUACUGGCAGCAGGUGGAAGCGCCUGUGGGAAAGGCCGGCGGCGGCUCGGGCGGCCCGAGGACACAUGGGCCCAGCACCUUCGACCUGCAGAUGAAGUUUGUGUGCGGCCAGUGCUGGAGGAAUGGGCAGGUGGUGGAGCCUGACAAGGACCUCAAAUACUGCAGUGCGAAGGCCCGGCAUUGCUGGACCAAGGAACGGCGUGUGCUCCUGGUGAUGUCCAAGGCCAAGAGGAAAUGGGUGUCGGUGAGACCACUGCCGUCCAUCCGCAACUUCCCACAGCAAUACGACCUCUGCAUCCACGCCCAGAAUGGCCGCAAGUGCCAGUACGUGGGGAACUGCUCCUUCGCACACAGCCCGGAGGAGAGGGACAUGUGGACGUUCAUGAAGGAGAACAAGAUCCUAGACAUGCAGCAGACCUACGACAUGUGGUUGAAAAAACAUAACCCAGGCAAGCCCGGCGAGGGGACCCCCAUCAGCUCCCGGGAAGCGGAGAAGCAGAUCCAGAUGCCCACAGACUAUGCCGACAUUAUGAUGGGCUACCACUGCUGGCUCUGCGGCAAGAACAGCAACAGCAAGAAGCAGUGGCAGCAGCACAUCCAGUCGGAGAAGCACAAGGAGAAGGUCUUCACGUCCGACAGCGAUGCCAGCGGCUGGGCCUAUCGCUUCCCCAUGGGCGAAUUCCGGCUCUGUGACAGGCUCCAGAAGGGCAAAGCGUGCCCGGACGGGGACAAGUGCCGCUGUGCGCAUGGGCAGGAGGAGCUCAGCGAGUGGCUGGACCGCCGCGAGGUGCUGAAGCAGAAGCUGGCCAAGGCCCGCAAGGACAUGCUUCUGUGCCCGCGCGACGACGACUUCGGCAAGUACAACUUCCUGCUGCAAGAGGACGGGGACGCUGCUGGGGCCGCCCCCGAAGCCCCCGACGCUGCCCCUGCCGCCGCCGCCGCCGCCGCCACCGGGGAGUAGGGCCAGGUUGAGCAGUGGGCAAAGUCCUGGGGUCGGGGGUGGGGGGUGGGGACGAGGCCUGAGGGACGGGAGUGCCGGCUGCCCUCUCCAGUCACCUGGGGCCCUGUCCGUCUUCUCCACCCCUCCCCCCCCUCGCCGCCGCCCCAGUGUGCACCCCCGGGUGCACCUGCUGCAGCCCCAAGUGGUCCCGGGGUCCUCCUCCAGCCCAGGCUCCCGCGGCCCGGGAGGGAAGGAAGGGCCUGGCUGGCCUCUCUGGCUUCAGCCUACAGCUUUAAGUUUGUCUGCUCCUCAUGGGGGCCCAAAGCUCAGGGCUGGGGAGCCUGGGGUCCCCACUUGAAUCUGCAGCAGGAGGGUCCUUCCCCUCCCCCCGCCACACCCCUUUUUUGCUCCCUCCCUGGGGAGAUCCCCACACCACAGAGGGCAGGAGGCCCCGAGUAGCUUUAAAACGCAGCUUCGUGCUGGAGCUUGAGCCCCGGAAGUUGUUUCCAGUCCGGCUGGAAGAAGGGAGGGGCUGGCUGGGUGACCCCUGCAGCGAGCGACUCAGGGAUGGGGGCGCUGUGGGACACCGCCACCCCAGAUUGUAAAUCCUUAGCCUUCAGCGCUGACUCAGCUCAGACCCCAUUUGGCAGAAAAGAAACCUGAGGCCUAAGCGGGGGGCGGGGGGGGGGAGCAGUCUGCUGCCCAGGGUCUCUAGCCUCCAGCAGGACACAGAACUGGGAUAUAAACCAUGGUCAAAAGACUCAAAGGCACCCCUGGGGUCCCCUGGCCUCGGUGGAAGGAAGAAUCUGCACAGGGGGAGUGGAGGGGGGGUCGACACCCCGCAUGGGGGGUCGGGACCCUGGAGAGGAGAGAGGCCCGACUGUCAGCGUUGUAACGCACCCUAGGAUGGAGAUCCAGUAGGAUCUUCCCCCUCCCAGACCCAGACACGGAUACGCCCAUCAGCCCCAGCCCUUUUCGGACGCCCCCCUCCCCCCAGCCCUGCGAGCUGCCUGGGACCCCAGCUGACCCCCAGCCCCCGCCCCCACCCGCCCAGACCUCCCCCGUCGUCCGACACGUCUGUGUGCAACCCUCUGUCCCACCCCUUCCGUGGGCAGACCCGGCCUCCCCUGGCUCCCCAGACAUUCCAGAAUGCCCCACACCAUCGGCACAAGGAGUGGGGCUCCCCCCCCCCCCGAAGGAACCAGGAGGCAAGGCUGGCAGGGAGUGAGGUGGAGACCCUGGAAUGCCCUGUAUCGCUCCUCCGUGACGACGGGCGCCCACACUCCCGGUAACUGUGGCAUGCACCCUUUCCUCUCCCCUGCCCCCUGCUCCUGCCCCCCAGCAGGCCAGCACCCCAAGUGGCACGGCCGCAGGGGGAUGGAGACAGCAGAGCCGGGGUGGGGCGGGCCGUGCGGUGACUGUGGGCGACGCGUGUUCUCCCGACCUGUGCUGUGGCAGUCCUGUCGUCACCAGCCUUGUUUUGAGUGUGUAUAUAUGUCGACCCUGUGAUGCAUAUAUACACAGGUAUUAAAUAUAUCGCUCUAUAUAAUAUUAUAUAUGUGUGUGGUAUCUGAGGAAUCUAAGGAGGGCUAGAGAUAAAAGAGUUUGGCCAGAAAAAAAAAAAAAAUGCAGCCACCCUUGUGUUCUCAGGAGGGUUUGUUGGGCUCCUCUGGCUAUGGGUGAGGCGACAGAGGGGACUUAGAGCUGUGAUCCAGAGGGGACCUGAACGGCAGGUGUGGCCCGGCCGCCACUCGCCACCACCACCACCGCCGCCGUCUACCAAGGAGAGAGACCCAGAGCCCCCCGAACGUGGGAGGGAAGAGCUGUCUGUGUGCCCCUGCCCGGGAAAAGCACGAGAGUCCCCAGGUGUCAUCUUUCGCCUGUUAUCUGCCCAGAGGCCUUGGGAUUCGGGGCUCCCCAAGUUAGCCAGAGCUGGAUCCCCACCGGGGAGAGGUGAGGGAGUGAGAACAGAGAGGAGGAGGAGGAGGAGGAGGAGGAGGGAGAGGAAAGGCAAGACGUUUGCUCUUGAUGGUGAUGGCGUCUCUUUCCGCCGUGACCCUUCUCGGCUCCUGGCUUCGUUAGACCCGGGGCUUGUCGCCUCGCCUGAGCAGGCAGACAAGGUGGCGUGGUGGGUAACAGUCUGGGGGGGACACGAGGGGUGCUGCAUUUCUCAGCUGGGCAGUAAUCAACAUAAUGGUCCUUUUAAAAAAUGUCUGUGUAUUAAAAAUUUAAGAAUACCACACUUUAAUAUUAAAUAUCAUAAGGUCUAGUAUCUUGAUAAUAAUGUAGACGUUUUAAUAACAAUUUUUGUCCUUCUUAAAAUAAAAUGAAAGAAACUUG
Molecule: messenger RNA, 5591 nt
Organism: Perognathus longimembris pacificus (Pacific pocket mouse)
Lineage: Eukaryota; Metazoa; Chordata; Mammalia; Rodentia; Heteromyidae
Gene: Zc3h7b
Product: zinc finger CCCH-type containing 7B
Exons: 23
Coding region: 258-3272 (1004 amino acids)
Biological process (GO): miRNA processing
Molecular function (GO): miRNA binding; metal ion binding; protein binding
Source: RefSeq, a predicted model, not a curated record